CUGAAAGAAGCGGAACCUUUUAUGUAGGAAUGCUGUUUCCCGUCGGACAGCAUUAGUUGUCGGUCCACAACUUGAGACUAGAGAAGAUGGCGGUGAAUGUUAUGCUGGUUUCCUCCGUGGACUACAAUCUGUCUAAAGCGGAGAUUCUGAGAGCGAUCGUCGCCGAUAAACUGACCGCCGCCGCGCAGGAGAUCUUAGCGGUGGUCGAGAGAACUCUGGCCGGAUACGAGGAGGAGACCUCCGGCCUGAGGGAGGAGAACGAGCGGCAGAGGAGGCUGCUGGAGCUUCUCCUGCAGCCUCGGGUCACUCUAUGCAGGACAGAUGAACCUGCGUGUGAAGAAGAGGAGGAGUCAUCUAGACAAUGGCAACCAAGGCCCAAGGAGGAAGAGGAAGAGCAGCAGACAUCCGUUCAUACAAUGACAGCUGACACCAUCAGUCCCCUACAGGAUGUGGAGGAGGAGGGGAGCCCGGACGCCUGCCACCCCACCGAGGAAGAGGAGGGUGAAGAGUGUGCCGAGGAGGUGGCACAGAGCCCCGGUCUGGAUCAGGAUGUGGCACAGAGCACCGGUCUCGACCAGGAGGCGGCACAGAGCCCCGGUCUGGACCAGGAGGCGGCACAGAGCCCCGGUCUGGAUCAGGAGGCGGCACAGAGCCCCGGUCUGGAUCAGAAGGCGGCACAGAGCCCCGGUCUGGAUCAGAAGGCGGCACAGAGCCCCGGUCUGGACCACAAGGCUCUGACGGAACCGGGGAAACACUUACCAGACACAAGGCUCAGAGGUGGGACUCAGAAGAGGAGACUCAGGAAGGCUCUGACCCUGCGAGUCUGUCUGUUAAAGGACUCUCAGACCAAGACGCUCCUGAAAGGAGUGCUAAAGUCUCCGAUGAAGCAUCUGCGGGUCCCCCGAGGCCUGCAGGAAGCAGACUUCCUGGACCUGCUGAGGUCCACCUUCCCUCAGCUGAUUGGCCCGUUUGACGCCUUCACCACCGACGCCACCAGGAAACUGACGCCGCUGGCGGCCCGGGCGCUGACGCCAGAGGAGAUCAGGAGGUCCAUCAGGUCCACGGGGAAAGGAAGGUCGGCCCUGUACGUCCGAGUGAAGGCAGCGAAGACAUCCCUGACAAGCACGGAGCAACUUCCUGUCCCUCAGCAGAGAGAACAGGAAGCCGCCGGGGACACAGGAAGUGAUGUAAACAGGGAAGGUUACGGCAGUUCCGACACCAGUCCUGUAGGGAGAGAGGAGAGCGACGAGGCGGCCGGUCCGUCCCGCAGGUCUAGGCGGCAAAAACAGACGGAAACUGAGGAACAACGGCGAGCCGGGACAUCAGAAGAAGACGACGCCGCUGCCCUUUCUUCUUCUGAACGAGACGAUGACGAUGAUGAUGAUGAUGGCGAGUGGAAACCAGGCGAGCGUGACCAUGAGGAGGAGGAGCCGCCAAAGGAGAGCCAAGCUGCCGAGAGGAGAGCGAGGCGGAAGGCGCCCGGAGUCAAAAGGAAGAAGAGGGAACCGAGCCGCGGCGGCGCUCCCGUGUCGUGCAAAGUGUGCCACGCCCUGCGCGGGUCGACCAGCAUGCUGAUCAAACACGCCGUGAGUCACGCGGACGAGCCGGGGGGGCUCUGCGGCGUGUGCGGGCGCCGUUGGGAGUCCGCGGAGGAGCUGAGGAGUCACCUGCACGGUCACCAGGAGACGCACGGCUGCAACGUCUGCGGGAAGGCCUUCCUCUCCGCCGUCACUCUCCGCCGGCACGCCGCGCUGCACGCGGGCGAGCGGCCGCACGAGUGCGACAUCUGCGGCAAGGCGUACACGCUCAAAUCCAGCCUGAGCGCGCACCGCUUCCAGCACAUGGAGGAGAAACCGCACAAGUGCGACGUCUGCGGCCAGUCGUUCGGCUCCAAGUCCCUUCUGAGGGUCCACGCCGCCAAGCACACGGGGGAGAAGCCGUUCCGCUGCGACGUGUGCGGCCGAUCGGUCAGCCACUUCCGAGCGCUCUCGCUGCACAAGAUGGCGCACGCCGGCGAUCGGCGCUACGGUUGCCCGGAUUGCGGGAAGCGCUUUUUGACUCCCGGGAAAAUGAGAGACCACGCGAAGAUCCACACGGAGCGAGCCCGGAGCCACCUCUGCGACGUUUGCUGCAAAGCGUUCCACACGGGAGCCGAGUUGCGGGUCCACAUGAAGACGCACGGCGAGGAGAAGACGGUGUGCGGCGAGUGCGGUAAAGGGUUGUCGUCUCUCGGCGCCCUGACGAGACACAUGCGGAUCCACACGGGGGAGAGACCGUACAAGUGCUCCGAGUGCGGGCGGACCUUCAAGUCCAUGUCCACGCUCAGGGGUCACGAGAAAACGCACUCUGGCGCCAAGCCGUUUGUCUGCGCCUUUUGCGGCAAAGCGUGCGCUCGCAAAGAGUACCUGAACGUCCACAUGAGGACGCACAACGGGGAGAGACCGUACAAGUGCACGCUCUGCGACCGGGCCUUCACGCAGAGCCACUGUCUGAAAACGCACAUGAUGAAGAGCCACCAGGGCGAAGAGGAGAGAGCCGCGGACGCGCUCGAGUCCUGAAGCCGUUUGAUUACAUUUUGUUUUGUAUUAAAGAGGAAUUACAGCUUUUCAACCUGGACUGUAUUUUCACGGGUUUUUUGUGUCUCAGUGACUGAACAAGAAUCUUUGAAAUUCCAAGUCCAGUACUGAGUGAGAACCCUGCCGGACAAAUGUUCCCUUUCGUCAGUUUCCGUCCCCUAAAAGUUGUGUUUUUGCCGCUGACAGACUCACAUUAUUAUUCUAAGUGUCUGACAACAUUAUGGAAA
Messenger RNA from Perca flavescens (yellow perch), 2803 nucleotides. Its product is annotated as zinc finger protein 431. Bases 87 to 2558 code for a protein of 823 amino acids. The transcript has 7 exons. Lineage: Eukaryota; Metazoa; Chordata; Actinopteri; Perciformes; Percidae. Gene Ontology annotation, biological process: regulation of gene expression. The record is from RefSeq and is a predicted model, not a curated record. Gene Ontology annotation, cellular component: nucleus.